Molecule: messenger RNA, 2688 nt
Organism: Thalassophryne amazonica
Lineage: Eukaryota; Metazoa; Chordata; Actinopteri; Batrachoidiformes; Batrachoididae
Gene: e2f7
Product: E2F transcription factor 7
Exons: 13
Coding region: 148-2529 (793 amino acids)
Biological process (GO): regulation of transcription by RNA polymerase II
Cellular component (GO): RNA polymerase II transcription regulator complex
Molecular function (GO): RNA polymerase II cis-regulatory region sequence-specific DNA binding; DNA-binding transcription factor activity, RNA polymerase II-specific
Source: RefSeq, a predicted model, not a curated record
AGCGCGCAGAGACCGGAGAGGAAGGGAGACGCUGCCCGGUUUGAUUAAAGACGGUAAAAACGGUUUGCUACAAUGUCGGUGUGAAGAAGCGCCUUAAUCCUCUUUGGAAUAUUGAAUAUAUAAAACUGACUGGAAGAGGAGAGAACGAUGGAAGUUGAAUGUUUAUGUCUGAAAGACCUCACCAGUCCCUGGAAAACUUUCAACACAAAACCACAUGAUGAUGAUGGUCAAAGUGAGAAAAAGGAAAACAUCUGUGCAGAAAGGAAAAGGUCCACACCGCUAAAGCUUGCCGAGGCUGCUGUCCCCAUAUCACUGAUAAAAAAGAGACCUACCAGUCGUGACCUCACCCCCAUUAAGCACACGUGCUUGGCUGAACCGUGGACACCUACAGCCAAUCUGAAGAUGCUCAUCAGUGCAGCCAGUCCAGACAUCAGGGAACGAGAGAUGAAAAAGAUGCUUUUUAGGCCCAUAGAGAAUGAGAACAAACCAGCCGACAUAGAUGAUGUGUUAGAUGAAGCAGAGGUUGCUGAAUCUUGUCAGUUUGAAGUCGAGGACGACCCUGAGAAGAAACCCAGCAGAAAGGAGAAGAGUCUGGGUCUGCUGUGCAAGAAGUUCCUUGCACUCUACCCUGAUUACCCACCACUACACAAGCCCAUCUUGAUUUCACUGGAUGAAGUGGCAACCAGUCUUGGAGUGGGGCGGCGGCGUAUCUACGAUAUCAUCAACGUGCUGGAAUCUCUCGCAAUUGUUGGUCGAAUAGCCAAGAAUAGUUACAUCUGGUAUGGUCGUCAGCGGCUAGAAGCCACGCUGGAGGAGCUGCAGCAGAGAGGCCGACAGCAGGGCUACCACCUCCAGAUGGAAAUGGUUACUGAGGAAAGGGGGGCCGAGCUGGACGAUGGACAGCAAAGAAAUGGCAGUAAUGCCACCAGGAAGUGGAAAGACAAGUCUCUACGCAUCAUGAGCCAGAAGUUUGUCAUGCUGUUCCUGGUGUCAAAAACAACUGUCACUCUGGACAACGCAGCAAACAUCCUCAUUGAGGAGAGUCCAGAUUCUACAAGUCACAGCAACAACAAAAACAAGGUGCGGCGUCUUUACGACAUAGCUAAUGUACUCACCAGCCUCAGCCUGAUAAAGAAGGUGCAUGUGCAUGAAGAAAAAGGCAGGAAGCCGGCCUUCAAGUGGCUUGGCCCAGUUGAUUUCCAAAACUCUGGACACGCUAUGAAGGUUGCAGCUGUUGCUCCAGCUGACACCUAUGAUGCUGCACAUGGAACAACAGGUCAGAAGCUGUCCUCUAAACCCAAGCUGACACGCCAUGCCUCCUUAAACAUAACCCCGACACCUGUGGCCAUUCAGUGCAAAGUCAGCUCCGCCCCCAGCAGCCCACACAGCAGUCAAAUGGUCCUUCCACACCAGCCUGCAAUUUAUUCUACAAAAUCUACAAGCAGCAGCACUCUGUGUCAACUGCACAAUGAUACCAAUGAGAGUCCAACCAGUGGACUGCAGAGUCCCACUGACACCAAGAGCAGGCUGCUACCGCUGUCCUGCCAGCAGGGGGUGCCCCUGCACACUGAGCAUCUCUUCAGCUCUUCAUCCACCCCACACUGCGUGGCCUACCUACCUAUUAUGUCUCAGUCCCCAGUCCUCAUGCUGUACAGGGCACCAGACAGUUCCGGCCAGUUCCCUGAAGGUCAGACUUCUCCUGCGUUAGGGUCUGAGGAGAGGAGGAAGAGAAGGAAGGAAGAAGCAGAAAAUGAGGAGACGGCAAAAAAGUUGGGAUUAUCUGUGUUGGCGGAACAUGACAAGGUGAGUGCUGAGCCUUACAGGGGAGCAGCAGACGGUUCGCAGCCCAGCAGCACAGAGAUUCAGCUCAGUGUCCCAACAGGACACGACACACAGCUGCCAUUCUCUGGUACACUGAACGAGGCACUGGCUGCCAGCAGCAGUGAUCCCGCCCAGCCGUCACACUACCUCUAUGUGCCCAACAAUGCAGCACUGAACAACCUCAGGUUCCUUCACUCUGCCAGCCAGUCAUCAGCAGCACAUCCUCCCAGAGGCGUUUCUACUCUGAUGCUACCCUAUGUACUGGUGCCCUCUGCUGCCCUUUCACACUACCCCAUGGUGGCCAGCACUGUCCAGCAGCAAGGCUCUGACGCUCCCACGCCGUUGAACUUCAGCCUUCCUGCUGUGAUGUCAUCAGCUCAUUUCAUGGUGGGAGCUGCCCCGUGCGGCCUCACACCAGAAAUCUGCAUGGCGUCGCUUCCGGUGCCGUCCACAACAGAACAAACAAGGCUGUACGGGUCAGCAACGGCAGCUCCUCCUCUUUCUCCCUCAGAACCACUGCAGACGGGCAACAUCACCACAUCAGAAUCACUAACGCCACAUACUCCAAAGGAAUCCACAGUGUCCUCAUCCAAGGCUUUCUUCCAGACCCCAGGAACACUGGGAAGUGUCGCCCACACUGUGUCGACUGAACGCAAAAGAGGCUCCGCCCAAAGAAGACUGGACAUUGGCCAUCCACCAACUAGUUAAGACACCUAAAGUGAUGGGUGUUAGUGGUCCAUGUGGUACAACAUGUCUGGGGUAACGCUAAUGGAAUUACACCAAGGUGUUAUUCCGUCAGAUUUCCAAAUGAACUGUCCUAGUUAUUCAAAAAAGGAGAAGGGCUUCCUUUCCAAAUCGAAUCCAUUU